GAUGCCAAUGCCAAUGCUGACGAGAGAAUAUCUUCUGGGACUAAGCUUUCUCUUAAUUGUUAUUCCUUUUGAUUUCAUAUAAAAAUACCAAUAUGGCUACCACCAGGUUAGAGAGAAGGUUUAACACAAUCGUAUCUGCAAUUACUUACUGUUACUUUCACUUUCGAGACCACAACACAGCCAUCAACAUGCCAAGAGGACGGCCACUUUCUUUGCAGACUGUGGAGCUGAAAGUAAGGAUGUGUUGCAGCGGGUGCGAGAGAGUUGUGAAGAAUGCGAUUCACAAGCUUAGAGGAGUGGACUCGGUAGAAGUAGACCUAAACAUGGAAAAGGUGACAGUGGUUGGAUAUGUGGAGAGAAAUAAAGUGCUAAAGGCGGUGAGGAGAGCCGGAAAGAGGGCCGAAUUCUGGCCCUAUCCCGACAUCCCAUUGUACUUCACAUCUGCCACCAACUAUUUCAAAGACACGACCAGUGAGUUCAAAGAGAGCUAUAAUUACUACCGCCACGGUUACAAUCUCGGCGAAAGGCACGGUGCUAUUCCUCACACUCACCGUGGAGAUGAUAAAGUCAGCAACAUGUUCAACGAUGAUAACGUUAAUGCCUGCUGUCUUAUGUAAUCUUUUCCUUUACAUCUAAUUCACCAAUUUCAUUCUUCUCUUUACAA
Messenger RNA from Mercurialis annua (annual mercury), 664 nucleotides. Its product is annotated as heavy metal-associated isoprenylated plant protein 30-like. The transcript is spliced from 3 exons. Gene Ontology annotation, molecular function: metal ion binding. NCBI's taxonomy places the organism in Eukaryota, Viridiplantae, Streptophyta, Magnoliopsida, Malpighiales, Euphorbiaceae. The record is from RefSeq and is a predicted model, not a curated record. The coding region runs from base 93 to 617 and encodes 174 amino acids.